Acanthosepion pharaonis is the source of this 1164-nucleotide messenger RNA. The record is from the annotation of a GenBank genome assembly. NCBI's taxonomy places the organism in Eukaryota, Metazoa, Mollusca, Cephalopoda, Sepiida, Sepiidae.
AUGAACUCGGAUAUGUCACUACAUGACUUAAUAAACUAUGCAAGGACAACGGAGACGAUAGCGUCGCACCUACAAACAAUGCGACUGGAAGACAACAACACCGCUACUGCUACAACCGCCCCAAUAAACAAAGUCGCGGACGAACAGCGCCGACCAAGCAACUAUCCGCGGCAAUACCGGUGCAGGAAUUGCAACGGAAAAUACCCUCAUGAGCGGGGACCGACGUCUUGCCCGGCAUUUCAUACCCAGUGCACAUACUGCGGAAGGUGGGGACACUUCACCUCUGCCUGUUUCAGAAGAUUAAACGACGGAAACAGACAACGGGAAACAAAUCGUCCCCCACGAACACAGACCAAUCAACGCUCAGUCAACCGCAUUGAAAACGACCAACGGAACCCAUAUAGCAGUGGUAGUGAUACAGAAUACGUGUUCCACACAGCUGGAGCUCGGAACUUGCCACCUCCAAUUGAAAUGGAUACUCCAGCAAACAGGAGUUCAUCUUUAUUUCUGGGGCUUCCCAACCAAAUAAAAGGGCAACUUGAUGAACAAUCACAAACUCUCCACAAAAUCAAUUCCACAGUCCAGAAACUUGAAGCUGAAAACGCUCUUUAUAAACAAGAAUUGAUAACCGCCCACACCAAUAUUCACCAGUUAUCAUCUCUUUUGGAUAACGAACGACGAAAAUCCCAUUUGUCUUUGGAGAGACACUUCAUCCAAAUGCAAGAAAUGCUGUGCACAGAAAUGAAGAGAAUGUCACAUGAAAUAAAUGAAUUGAAGCUUAAAUGUUGUCAACAGAAUUUUCCUGCCACUCCUUCAUCAACUGCUUCUAGCAGUUUCCAACAAAGCAAGAGAUUGUCACAAAAUGCAACAUAUUUGCAUCCUCAAAAUGAUGUUUAUGAAGACGCUCUCAAGUUUUACCAAAAAGUUAAGAAACGUCCAACAACAGUUGCUUCAACAGAUUUUCAAAAUCCAUUGUACUCUUCUUCAAAUGUCCAACAGAUGUCAACAAAAUGUAAGUCGGCACCUUGUCCACAACCGUCUGUGCCAGAGUCACAAGUCAUGUCUCCCCUCAACUCCAUCCAGAAAAUGCUACACCCUACAGCUACACAGCAAGAGGGAAUAGGAGGCUACCAUCACCGGAGGGACAAUCAAGAACCAUCCUAA